Cataglyphis hispanica is the source of this 615-nucleotide messenger RNA. RefSeq lists its product as uncharacterized. Lineage: Eukaryota; Metazoa; Arthropoda; Insecta; Hymenoptera; Formicidae. The coding region runs from base 1 to 615 and encodes 204 amino acids. The transcript has a single exon. The record is from RefSeq and is a predicted model, not a curated record.
AUGCCUCAUGUAGUGUUAAACGAUAUUAAUAAAUUAGCGCUAUUGCAUACAUUAGAUAGCGGAAGAUACCUGAGCGUCGCUUUUCGCUCGUGGGAUCUCUACGAGUUUCCGCUUUUGCAGAGCACGACCAAACACUCAUGGGCGGUCAAAGCGGCGACGCAGCUCGAGAAACCGCGAUACGUUAUCUUCGCGCUACAGUCCGGAAGGAAGAACAUUCUGCCUCAGGAUUCCUCUAUAUUCGACGAUUGCAAACUGACUAACGUCAAACUGUAUCUUAAUUCGGAUUUUUAUCCCUACGACGAUAUGAAUCUGAAUUUCGAGAAGAGUAAAAUCGCCGUGCUAUACGACAUGUAUUCGAAGUUUCGAAAAACGUACUACGGAUGCGAUAAAGAUGAGGCGCUCUUUAAUCUAGUCAAAUUUAAAACGUUCGGUCCGAUAGUAGUCAUUGAUUGUUCUCGGCAGAACGAAUCGAUCAAGAGCGCCACCGUAGACGUUCGUAUAGAGUUCGAUUGCAAAGAAAACGUUCCCUCUAAUACCACAGCCUACUGUCUUAUCAUUCACGAUUGUGUGGUCGAGUAUAAUCCGCUCACCAACGUCGUGCGCAGAAUCGUGUAG